UUCUAGAGGCUGAAGUUUUGAUCAACAUCUUGGAUUUUUUACUUCUAGAUUUGGCAUUCACCACUGCAGUCAUCAUGAACUUUUUCCAACUCCUGAUGAAAAAGAAGGAACUUAUUCCUUUGGUGCUGAUCAUGACUGCUGCAGCAAGUGGAGCUUCGUCUUUUGCUGUAUAUUCCCUUCAGAAAUCUGAUGUGAUUAUUGAUCGAAAAAAAAACCCAGAGCCUUGGGAAAAUGUGGAUCCUAAUGUACCUGGAAAGCUUAUCACAAUUAACCAGCAAUGGAAGCCCAUUGAAGAGUUGCAGAAGGUUCGGAGGGCAACCAAAUGACCGAUUCUUGCCUCUUUCUUCGAGUGAGAUCUCUAUGAAUCUAGUGGAAACCUUUCUGCACAAACUAGAUUAUGGAUACCAGUGUGCAGAAAUGCUUCUGCUACAUUUUUAGGGCUUGCCUACAUUUUCCCACUCUCGAUAAGUAAUAAAGAUGUGCAGCAAUAACCUAAUAGAGAU
Messenger RNA from Condylura cristata (star-nosed mole), 503 nucleotides. It is a transcript of the gene COXFA4L3, whose product is annotated as chromosome unknown open reading frame, human C15orf48. Bases 75 to 326 code for a protein of 83 amino acids. Lineage: Eukaryota; Metazoa; Chordata; Mammalia; Eulipotyphla; Talpidae. The transcript is spliced from 4 exons. The record is from RefSeq and is a predicted model, not a curated record.